Durotheca rogersii is the source of this 738-nucleotide messenger RNA. RefSeq lists its product as uncharacterized. Gene Ontology annotation, molecular function: aromatic-amino-acid:2-oxoglutarate transaminase activity; L-2-aminoadipate:2-oxoglutarate transaminase activity. Bases 1 to 738 code for a protein of 245 amino acids. The record is from RefSeq and is a predicted model, not a curated record. Gene Ontology annotation, biological process: aromatic amino acid catabolic process; L-tyrosine biosynthetic process. The transcript is spliced from 3 exons. Lineage: Eukaryota; Fungi; Ascomycota; Sordariomycetes; Xylariales; Xylariaceae.
AUGCUCUGUCAAAGAAUCGCCCUUCUCAACGAGGCGAGGGCACGUUCGGGACUGCAUCCCCCGGGAUUCGCCCCGCAUGUCUCGUCCGACAUAUACAAGACGGGGGCUCCCAGCUCUAAGCCGAACGCGAAGUCUUGGGGCCAUCGGUUCAGCAUCGAGAGCGCCGGACCAAAGGCUGCAACGCUCAGAGCCGCCUCCCGGAUCUCAGACCCGUCCAAGAUCAUAUCCCUGGGAAUUGCUCGGCCCUCUCCGGAGCACUACCCCUGGGAGUCGUUGGUCAUCGAGAAGUUCCUCGCCCAGUCGGGAGUCAGCACGCAGGCCCCGAGCGGCUCUUCGCAGGUGAUGUUGUACAAGCUCCUCGAUGAGCGCUGGGGUCACCAGGGCUUUAUCGACUGGCUUUGCGACCUAUCGUCGCGGUAUCGCCGUCGCCGGGACACCUUGAUCGAGGCCUGCGACCGCUCUCUGCCGUCUGAUGUCUGCUCUCGGUCUGUCCCGGUCGUCGGUAUGUUUCUCUGGGCCCGACUCGACUCGACUCAGCACCCGAAACAUCGGAUUUACACACAGCCGAGAGCGACCGGCGUGUUAGUGAGCAAGGGAAGCUGGUUCGCAGCCGGCCAAGGACACCCCUUCGACAUCCUUUUCCGUCUAACGUUUGCGGCGGCCCCCGAAUAUCAUCUGGAAAGGGCUGUGGAGCGAUUCGCGACGGUUUUGCGAGCUGAGUUUUUAAAUGCCGUGUAA